Messenger RNA from Aspergillus calidoustus, 444 nucleotides. Lineage: Eukaryota; Fungi; Ascomycota; Eurotiomycetes; Eurotiales; Aspergillaceae. The record is from the annotation of a GenBank genome assembly.
AUGACUCUCUCGAUCGUAUCCCGCCGAGUCCUAACUCGAUCUUCCCUACUCCACCCGACGCGCGCCCGCGCCUUUUCAUCCUCAAUUCGCCGCACCUCAGACGAGUCGAAUCCCUCCUCCCCAUUCCGCCAGGGGCCUUCACCGCCUAGACUCCCCAAGGAAGAACAGGAGAUCUUCGAGAAGCUACAGCAGCAAUCUACCGGUGCAUUCAGCACGCCGCGCGCGACGCCACAAGUCAAUCAGUCGCCGGACUCUGAGGUGGUUAAGAUCGAGGCCAAGGGCGAUGGAGGCGAACUACAUCCUGAUACGAAGACCGGGCUAAAGCCUGAGUUUGAGGGGGAGAAGAACCCCAAGACCGGGGAGAUCGGAGGCCCAAAGAAUGAGCCGUUGCGGUGGGGGAGUGGUGGGGAUUGGAGCUAUGGGGGCCGUGUGACGGAUUUUUAG